Elaeis guineensis (African oil palm) is the source of this 835-nucleotide messenger RNA. Lineage: Eukaryota; Viridiplantae; Streptophyta; Magnoliopsida; Arecales; Arecaceae. The record is from RefSeq and is a predicted model, not a curated record.
CCUUCCCCACCUGAAGGAGAUUAGAAAACAGGAGACCCAAGGGCUCCCUCUUAAGUUUCCCUUGGAAGGAUUACAAUAAGAAGAAGAGGGGAGAAUGGGCCUUCUCGAUCAGCUGUGGGACGAUACGAUGGCCGGUCCCCGGCCGGACUCCGGCCUCGGCAAGCUCCGCAAGUACUCCUCUUUCUCCCCUUCCUCCUCCGCUUCCGCCGCCGCCGCCGCCGCCGCCGCGGCACCCGGCGGCCUCCAGGUCACCCGGAGCAUCACCAUCCUCCGCACCGCCUCCUCCGGCGCCUCGUCCCCCCGCCAGCGCCCUCGACUCCGGCUCCUCCGCCCCUCCUCGCCGGCCAGCGUCCCCACUACGGGGCCGAGAGGAGAAUGGAGGAGGCUGAGGAAGAAGCCAACGCCAACGGCGGAGGGUAUGGAGACGGCGGAGCCACGGAACCCGACCGUUUAUGACUGGGUGGUGAUAAGUUCCCUGGAUAGAUGAGACUGAGUUAAACAGGAUGAGAAGGAUGACAGUUCACUUUAGCGUGGUGGAGACUGUGUUGUUUAUAAAUCUGUAUAUAAAAUGCAGAUUUUGUUAGAAAUUCUAGUGGUAAUAAAAGUGUGAGGGAGCGUAGGAAAAACACUUGGAGGCCAGCAAGGACAGCUUGGGUGGAGUGAUGGAGAGAAACCUCGGUAGGUUUAAGUGAUUUUGUAUAGCAGGAGUGUUCUGUCUUCCCCCCUCCAAUGCCUGUUUGGAGUUUUGCUUUGUAAAUUGAAUGAUGGCUCUUGGCUAAACGCAAUGUAUGAAACCAGAUUUUUGGUGCAUGUCUGAUCUGACCAUUAUUUCCAU